Molecule: messenger RNA, 973 nt
Organism: Halteromyces radiatus
Lineage: Eukaryota; Fungi; Mucoromycota; Mucoromycetes; Mucorales; Cunninghamellaceae
Exons: 7
Coding region: 43-798 (251 amino acids)
Biological process (GO): fungal-type cell wall biogenesis; (1->6)-beta-D-glucan biosynthetic process
Cellular component (GO): endoplasmic reticulum membrane
Source: RefSeq, a predicted model, not a curated record
UCUUUCUUUCCUCUUUUUUUUUUUCUUUUGUAUAUCUUGGACAUGAAGUUUACAACUGCAAUUUUAUUGGCUUCUUUAGUAUCGAAUGCUUUAGCAUUUGAAAGCACUGUACCUUGUCUCUUGUGGUCGUCAAAAGAAAGCUAUUUGAAAACUUCGACGAAUGACCAACUCAUCUUGAAAAAUGCUGAUGCUUCUAAUGCCGUGUUGAAUUUUCUGUCAUCUGAUAUUUGUUCUAGUCAGUUGGUAGCUGUCAUUGACCAACCAGGUCUUCAUCGAUCUGAUUUAGCGUCUUUGAAAUCGAUCAAGGAUCAUAGCCAAUCUGCUUCCUCGUACACUCAGUUGGAAUAUAUUGAAAAUGGUAUCGAUAUUAAUGCUGUUGCUCAAGCCAUUGGCAAUCAAUGUGGCAGUGAUAUCACCAACAUUAAACAAGAUGAUACCAUCAAACAAUUGAAUACCAAGAUCAUCACCGUGACUUUACCUGAAGAUGCGGAAAACAAUGAACACAAGGUGGAUCAAUUGUUGACAUUGAUCCAAGAACAAUCCAAUGAUGAUUAUGUUGUGAUUUAUACUUCAAGUAUUCCAAAGGAAAGCAAGCAAUCUGGCUUGACUCGUCGUGCCCCUAGUGACAAACCUAAUGUCCAAUUACCCAUCUUUGCCAAAUACCAAUUGUUCUCUCCUGCUAUCUUUAUGAGUCUUGGUGUGGUCUUACUCUUUGUGUUUAUUGCUGGUACUGGCAUCACUUGGUUGGUCGGUAUUCAAACACCUCCUCGUUUUGAAGGCAAGCAAAAGAAGAACUGAAAUCAAUGAUCUUUUUUUUUUUUUAUUCCCCCACCCGCCUUUAUACAUUUUAUUCUUGAUUUCUUAGUAUUCAAUUUUAUAUACUUGUGUUUUUUUUUUUUAUCAUUGUGCCUUUAUCUUUGUUAAACAUAUUUUACUUUAGUAAAUAAAAAUGAAUUUUUUUUUUGGAUUUUGA